Molecule: messenger RNA, 1309 nt
Organism: Seminavis robusta
Lineage: Eukaryota; Bacillariophyta; Bacillariophyceae; Naviculales; Naviculaceae
Source: the annotation of a GenBank genome assembly
UAGUCACGAGUGUCUCCCUCCACUCAUUUUCCUUCAAAAUCGAUCACUCUGUGCGUUGUUUCAUUUUCGUCCGUUCUUCUCCAUCAAGAACAUGUAAACAAGGACACUUUGCAACAACUCAAAGUACUACAACAUUUUUCUGAAUUCAGCAAUAAGAUAGUACAAGAUGAGACACGGUCGCUCCAAAGCAGCCCGCAAGACGCUUCAGUUCUUUGCUCGCACUCAGGGCUUUCGACCUCCCUAUCACGUUCUGCUUGAUGGAACCUUUUUGGUGGCAAUGCUCAAGUACAAGUUCCCCCUUCGAGAGCGACUGGAUAAAAUGCUGCAGCAUGAUGCCUUUACCCUGUAUACCACCAGUUCCUGUCUCCAAGAAUUGGCAAAACUCAAACAGGCCAGUAAUGAUACUAGCAAUAAAGAACAAGCAGAGUUGUUUCAAGAAACCAUUCAAUGGGCCAGAAGAGAAUGUCAAGUGUUGCUGGAAAAUCAAGAGGAACAAGAAGACAAACAGAAUUCAUUGGAUAAGUCCACCAAGGAUUGGCUGGAUAGGGUAUAUCCAGACUUGGAAGAGCAGAUUGGGCCUCCUGGAUGGGAUAUCCUGAAAUUGGCACUACAAUCUACCAACCACAACAACCACAACAAUAACAACCAUUUACACAAUGGAAGACACUACUUGGUGGCCUGUCAAGAUGAAACCCUCUUGGAUGUGCUCCGAAAAUCAGGACGCGUCCCCUGUAUUCGAUUGGCACGAGGCAGUGUCCUCUUGUUGGAAAAUCCAUCCAAAGCGGGACAAGCACAAGACUCGCGGGAUGAAACCAAAAAAUGGACCGGGCUCGUCAUUCGAGAAGAAGAACGGAAGCUGGUACAAAUUGUCAAACAAGAACGACAAAAAGAUUCUACUGCGAAUCAUACAACGUAUAAUAAUAAUAAGCAACAUCAACAGAGGAAAAAACGCAAGGCCAAGGAACCCAAUCCACUCAGUUGCAAGAAAAAGACGAAGAAGGGCGAUAGCGAGGCAAACAAUCCCAACAAAAAGAGAAGGAGGCGGAAAAACAAUAAUGGGGAUACAACUGCAGCAACAGCAUCAGACAAGUAGGUAGAAAUGUGUCUUGAGCAGCUUGAGUUUGCUUCCUUCUCAACCAAACAAUCAUCAAACAAAGAGAGCCAUGGUUGCUCGUUGCACCUUUCAAACAGCGCCUCGCUAUGCAUACGGUAUAUAUUCAAAAGCGACACUGAGCUAUAAUAUUUGCUGUCUUAUAUAGAUAACCUUGAUGAUAGUCCAUCGCCACAAGUUCCCUUCUUUUACGCCGAC